Molecule: messenger RNA, 1514 nt
Organism: Capsicum annuum
Lineage: Eukaryota; Viridiplantae; Streptophyta; Magnoliopsida; Solanales; Solanaceae
Product: inositol-tetrakisphosphate 1-kinase 5
Exons: 1
Coding region: 208-1173 (321 amino acids)
Biological process (GO): inositol trisphosphate metabolic process
Cellular component (GO): cytoplasm
Molecular function (GO): inositol-1,3,4-trisphosphate 6-kinase activity; magnesium ion binding; ATP binding
Source: RefSeq, a predicted model, not a curated record
GGUGUCCAAUCAAAUUUAGACGGUGGGAGUAGUAAGAUAUUACGUCAAAUAAAUCAAAUGAACUGCCACGUAGGGUUCCGACUCUCUGUUUUUCCUCUUUCGAAGAAACACAUAGUAAAACAAAUCUCAAAAUCCUCUUCAACAAUUUCUAGCUUUUCAUCUCACAAUUCAACCAAUUCAAUUCACUAAACAAAACAAGCCGUUGCCAUGUCUCAAAGAAGAUUUCGUUUUGGUUACGUACUUGCAUCAAAAAAAGUAUCCAGUUUCAUUCAAGAUUCACUCAUCAACCACGCACAAAAAAAUGGUAUUGAUUUAAUCCCUAUUGAUCUUAGUAAGCCAUUAAUCGAGCAAGGUCCAUUUGAUUGUAUUUUCCAUAAACUAUACGGUCCUGAAUGGAGAAAACAGUUGGAACAAUUCGCUCGUCAGAAUCCAACUACUGUUAUAGUAGAUCCAAUUGAUUCUAUCGAAAAGCUUCACAAUAGAAUCUCAAUGCUUGAGGUCGUAAACGAAUUGAAGAUCACUGCCCAAACUGAGACGAUAGGAAUCCCUAUUCAGAUUUUCAUUCAAGAAAAAUCGGAAUCGGAGUCCCUUUUACAAGCUAUUAAUCGUCAAAGGUUGCAUUUUCCGGUUUUAGCUAAGCCGUUUAUUGCGAAUGGUACUGCUGAUUCGCACCAAAUGUCGUUAGUUUUGAAACCGGAAGGGUUAGCAGGGCUGAAAGCACCCAUAGUUUUGCAGGAAUUUGUGAACCAUGGUGGAGUUAUUUUCAAGGUUUAUGUAGCUGGAAAGCAUGUGAAAUGUGUGAAAAGACGGUCAUUGCCUGAUAUUCCAGAAGAGAAGUUAGGGACAUUGAAGGAGAAUUUGAUUUCGUUUUCACAGAUAUCUAAUUUAACUGCUCAAGAUCGGAAUGAUGAUAGCAUGGCUGAACUGAUUGAGAAAGCCGUGAUGCCUCCAAUGGGGUUUGUUACAGAUGUGGCUAAUCAGUUAAGGAAUGCGUUGAAGUUGCAUCUGUUUAACUUCGAUAUGAUAAGGGAUAAUAAAGUUGGAAAUCGGUAUUUGGUCAUUGAUAUCAAUUAUUUCCCUGGCUAUGCUAAAAUGCCGAAUUAUGAGAGUAUGAUGACUGCAUUUUUUCUUGAUAUUGCACGCGAGAAGCAGAACAACGAGGCUAAUAGUUAGGCUUCUGAUAAUGAUCAUAGGCCAGUGUAGUGGUUCUACAGUUAUCUUUUUUACUGUUUUGUUUCAGUGACAGGUAACAAACUUUCCAGAAAAUGGAAACAGCUCAGCUGCAGAUGAGCUCAAGUGUUUGAAAUAAACGUGCUUCUUGAGGUAGAUGUGAAUCUAAAGAGGCUAACUGCUCUAGUUUCGUAAAAUUGUUAAACUUUUUGGGGCAAUUGAAGCUUCUCUUUCGUUCUCGCUUUUUAGUUAUUUAGCAACUGAGAUGUGGAAUAAUUUGGAACAUAAUGAUGAUACUUCAAUGUUUCUACAGGUUCAGUUAAAUGAAGUUUUUAGGUUUGAGA